Molecule: messenger RNA, 4573 nt
Organism: Drosophila mojavensis
Lineage: Eukaryota; Metazoa; Arthropoda; Insecta; Diptera; Drosophilidae
Gene: prom
Exons: 19
Coding region: 663-4370 (1235 amino acids)
Cellular component (GO): membrane
Source: RefSeq, a predicted model, not a curated record
UCAGUCUUGUGAGGGCGCUUGAAAUUGUAAAACGUGUCGAGCUUUGUGCCAGUCAAUAUAGAAAUAUAUAUAUAGUUAUAUAUUAACCAUAUACCAUAUGCACUCAUAUACAGUCCCAGGAUACUGAAAUAUUCUGAAAUAUUUGCUAUUAAAUCGUUUUAAAAAAUAUAUAUACAGUGACGAUGCAUAUCGCUGGCUAAAACAAAUCACAAAAUCAAAAAUCAAUAAAAAAAUUAAUAAAUAUAUGAACAGCAACAAAAUAUGCAAUUCUGUGCAUAGCCAAACACGGAGCAAAUAUUCCGCAUAUGCCAGCAAAAAUAUGUUUACUUCUGUAAUCGAUGCAGUUAUUUUAUUUACGAUGUGUUCGCACCAAUUUAUAAAGUAAACGCGCAAACGAAUGAAAUACCAAUAAAUUGCUGGAAUUUACAUUUUAAUGAGUUUUUGCUAAACAUAAAAAAAAAAACGAGAUGGAAUUCUGAACGCUUAACAGCCAACCUAAAUAUACAUAUAGUGAAAGAGGCAGACACGAAGUGUGUGUGACAGAGAGAGAGAGCGAGAGAGCGACAGAGGCUACGAAAUCAAUCAAUUACAACACGCAAACGAGAGGCAAACACUCAUAGGGAGCUGCGGUCACCCACGGAGGCAAGGCGAGGCGGCCAAAGAUGGACCUAGGUAUACGUAAUCUAACACUGCCACCGCCAGCCGCAACAACAAUUAUGCUCUCGUCAACAGCAACAACAGCGCUGGCCGCCGCAAUGUCCAGUGGCCCAGCGACAACAAUUUCGCCAACAACAAUUGAAGCAACAGCAACGACAGCAACAGCAACCACAACAACAACAUCCACAUUUUUUACAUACAGCAUACCAGGCAUGGACAUUGCGCCGGGACCAUUUAUAUUCACCUACGUUAGUGAAUUUUUAUCGCUUAUCACGCCCGAAGAAUUGCCUCUCGAUUCCAUACGCGAUGUGCUCCACAAAAAUGUCAGCUUUGUCGACUUUACCAUGAAUGCAAUUAAAAUCGAGUCCGGUUUCAUAGCGCUGAUGAGUAUUUUCGCAAUAUUGGCACUGGUGCCAUUGAUAGCCACCUGUGCAUGGUGCUGCAGUCGUCGCAGCACCCAGGAUGAGGUCAAUCUCAUACAGAACGCAUCGAUGCACAUACGCGACGAGUCGCUGGAGGAGAAUCUGCGCUGUCGCAAGAGCGCCGGCCUGGUCACCCUCUGGAUAGUGUUCAUACUGCUCACGCUGAGCGACUUUAGCAUAUUUUAUGCGAACAGUCGCCUUGCGGCGCGCAUCGAGAUGACGCCCGAGAUGGUCAAGUCUGCUGUGCACGAUGUGGAGGUCUUUCUAAAGGAUACCCAUCUACAAAUCAAACACAAACUGGAUAAUGGCUUUCAUGUUUCCGUUGAGAAAGUCGUCAAAGAUCUGGAAGACGUGGAUGUUCUCCUUGGCGAGCCAAUUCAAGCGGAAAUAUCUGCACACACUGGCCUCGAACUGGCAUAUGAUUCAUUGACGACACUUAGCCUGGCCAACGCGGAGCUCAUCUAUCGCGUGCUCAUGCUGCAGGAGACGGUUGGACGGGCGUUGAAGCUGUCGCAGGAGGCCGCCGCCCGCAUGGAGGAGCUGCAAAUCCAGCUAUCCGUGCUGCAGCGCCAAUGCACGUACCGGGACCGUCCGCUCUGCGACACAUUGCGUAUACGCAGCUUCGAGGAGAACGGCGUUGUGGACGCCCUAAAGACGCUGCAAGAGGACCAGAGCAUCUUUCGCAUGCGCUACUUGGGCGAAAUUGAAUUUGGUGCCACUGUCAAGAAUCUAACAUCGGAAGUUGGCGUCUCACGUUCCAUUUUCAGCAAUUUCCCUCAACAAGUCAAACACGACACGGCAUACGAACGCAACUAUACGCUGGAGCAGUUGGCCAGCAUCCGGCAUAGGACGACGGCGAAUGCUCAGAUGCUGACGUCGACAAUCAAUGCACUGCUGGAGCGACUACAACGCACGUGGCCAGCUCUGGAGCCGGGCUACAAUGAGCUGAAGGCAUGGGCGAACACCUAUUGGAGCAUUGGCUGGAUCGCUGCAUUGGUCAUCGUCUGGGUGAUGCUCUUCAUGCUGAUGUCCUACUGCUGCUUCCUGUGCGAGUCGAAUGUCAAAUCGGGCGUGGUCUUUCUCAUUGCUGUUCUGAUCAUAUGCAUCGCCAGCAUUUGCCUCACCUUCUACGGCGUCUUCUCGCUGGCCGUUGGCGGCAACACAGAGGUCUUCCUGUGCCGCUCUCUCAACAGCAACAACUACGAGAUGCUGGGUAAGCUAUUCGAUAAGCCCGGCUAUGUCUAUGCUGAGGAACCCCAAACGGGCAUCAUCGGCGAACUGCUACGUCCAGCUGGCGUCAAUCGAUCUGUGGUUAAUGUCAGUCUGGGCACAGCGCUCAGGGGCUGCGAACAAAAUCAAGCAUCGUACAAUGUCUUUCAAUUGGAUGCGUUCGUUAAUACCACAAAAAUAGCCGAUUUAAAACAAUUCCCAAAAGUCUCAACAGCCAUCGAUGCCAUUACCGUAUCGGAGCGCACGCUGCUCUCGUUAACCCAGUCGAUUCAGCACAUAUUGGAGAAUAUGCUGCAAACAUCCGCGUUCAAUUUAACCACAUACCGCAACAGCGUGGGCGCACCCACACCCGAAAAGGAUUUGGCCACAUUCAUUGAUCAAAUGCAGCGUGUCGCCCUUCAGAUUCAGGACGUGGCCACAUCGUCUCGCAUGACGACGCUGGGCAGUCGGUCGAAACGUUUGCAGGCAGCCAUACUGCAGCCGCUGGAGAAUCUGCAGAACGAGAUACUCUACCAUCUGACAGCGCUGGAGCUGCAAAGGGAUCCCUGGGCCAAGCAGGUCAAUCAGACGCUCAAUCACUUGAAAAGCAUUCAGGGCUAUUUGGAGAACAAGGCCGGCGAGAUCUGUCACAAUUUGACGCGCGUCUACACUGAGCGCCUCAAGACCUAUUUGACCAGCAGUCGAGCCACCAUGGAGUCACAGCUGGGCGAUACGACCACCAAGUGCCGCCCCUUCUACGAUACGUUCGAUGCGAGUCGCAUCUUUCUGUGCCGCAACCUGGUGGACUUUGUCAAUGGGCUGUCGUUCUUCAUCUUCCUGACGCUGCUGCUCUGGGCGAUUGGCACGCCGGUGGGUCUCAAUCUGAUUACGAUAGAGACGCGGCUGAAUGCCAUGCAGCGGGCUCAGGCACGCAGCAAGGGCAAGCGACGACAGCGAAGCGACAGAAGCGAUCGGAGCGAUGAGCGGGAUCGGCGCAGUGAGAGUCGUGGCCGGCCGAAGCAGCGCACGACCAGCUCGGCAAAGCGGGAUCAGCAGCGGGAGCGCAGCACCAGCAGCACAGCAAGAGCCAGACCGCAACUACGACGCACUGCCACCGAGGAAACACUGGACAUAGCCGAUGAGGAAUCAACGCCAACUCCAACAAGACCAUCCCAACAGCAGCAGCAGCAGCAGCAUCAGCAGCAACGGCGGCAGGAGUCGGAGCAGCGUGAGCUGGAGCGUGGCCGUGAGCGAGAGCGUGACCAGCGCAGUCGUGAGCGUGAGCUGAGCCGUGCACGUGAAAUGGCCACCAUCAAUACGCCAGUGCGCAAUCGCCAGCAACUGCGUCGCGGCGGCACCUUGCCCGAUGAUGACAAUUGGGGCUCAUCCAGUGCGCCCAGUAGAGCCAACUCCAAUGAGCGUGAGAGCAGUCAGUCUAGAAAGAUCAUCAACCUUUGGCAGUCCCGUAAUAAGGUCAAGCCGCCGCUCCAGCGCCACAGCACUGAGGAGCUUGACUUUGAGGACGAUCAGCGCGACAGUGGCUGGCGCACCAAGAACAGCGCCAGUCCCGAGCAGCGCCCACAGCCCGCUGAGACCCGUAGGCAGCAGUCGGAUAGCCGUACCCAAUUGCGUAUUAAGCCCAAAUUACGUAGUAACAAUGUGGAUAGAUCGGGUAGCGAACCGUUUCGUCGUCCGGUCACGCCCGUACUGAGCGUCAAUCCGGAUAUACCCGCUGCCGUGCCCAUGCCCCGCACGCCCAUGCGCUUGCGUAACAAAGUCUCCCUGACAGCCCGAGCCGUGCAGGACAUUAUGAACAAGCGGAGUCAGCGUCUCACUCGCGCUGGUACCGAUGAGUUCGACAUGGACGAGAGCGAUACAUAUGGUACUGGUGCGCACAUGGACGCUGACGCUAUGGCGGCCGCACGUCGCACUCCGCCACGCGGUGCGCCGCCUCCGCCACCCCCUCCUGCGGCCGGCUUGAACAGAUUUAGCAGUAAAGAGCGCAGCGUGCGCUGGCACGAAGAGGAGGAGGACUUUGUCUUCGAGGAUGCCGACUCACCGAACCCAAACACGAGCCGUUAAAUCCACUAAAUUCGCGCAUACUCUAUAUAGUAUGCCUCUCCGUCGUCUUAGUCAACCUCUAGCUAUAUAUUUAUUUUGUAUUCGAUUAAUCAAUUUGUAAGUUCAACGUAGUCUAGUUUCAAAUUGCUAGCAUCAACGAUUCAAUAUUUAUUAUAAGCAUUUACGAUUGCCUUCAAUCACAAAUAAAGUUAUAGAACAAUAUA